This is a messenger RNA of Bursaphelenchus xylophilus (pine wood nematode), 2337 nucleotides long. Lineage: Eukaryota; Metazoa; Nematoda; Chromadorea; Rhabditida; Aphelenchoididae. The record is from the annotation of a GenBank genome assembly.
AUGGCGACGAGUGUGGCUGCUGAAGGUCAGUUUGGGGAGAGUCGCCAGAAACCAGUCCGGGAGGAGGAUCUGGAUGAUUAAUGUCCGCAUAGGUGAUGUCUCGGUCUUGAUGGAUCUCUCUCGAUGAAUCAGUUGUUUUCUCAGCCUUACAGUAGAACUUUCUUAAAUUUUUAUUAUAACUUCGUCUUUAUCAGGUAGAAUGGAAUCAGCGUAGUUUGGUCCUAACCUUUCCUUUGUUUAUUCAUUAGUCGUCAUCUUAUCACUGACUUUAGUUUAGUAUCUUGUUACAAGAUUGGACCCUGCGACUGUACGAAUUCUUUGUUUUCCUGCUGAUUUUGCAUAAACAAUCAGAUUGGAGACAUUUCUCCUCUCCCUCAAAGUGUCGGAUCACUGUCUUUUAAAGAUUUAUUUAUUUUCUUCACGUUUUUUUUAUGUUUUUCUUUUUUCAGAAGGAACAUCCUUUAUUCCUAGGCCUGUUGUUCAGACCGAUGGAUUAAUUGGAUUGAUACGGAAAGAGUUCUCCAUGUCCCGAGUGAUCCUUUUGUUCGCAGUGAUUGGUUUCGUCUCCGUUUAUGCAAAUGAGACGAUAAGAAAGGUGAGAGAGCACGAUGACCGUCUUCUCACCGAACCCAACAGUCUUGAUCUGAUUAUCCAUGAGACCAAAACAAUCACAUUUACCUUAAAGUAAGCGGUUACUUUCACAAUUUCUAAAAAUGUAACAUUUGAGCGUUACGGUAGCCUUUUUACUUUCAGUUACAACUUAAAUCCAAACGAUUCACUUCACGUUGUACUUAAUACUCAGCCUUACUUUUCAUUAUCUGACGAAUCGCUCGACCUAUCUUCACAGAAUGACGUAGUGCAGGUGAACGUUACUGGGUUGUCUGUUACCAGUAGGACUUACGUUGACAUUGCCAGCUGCAAAACAAAAGAUGGAUCGCAGUGUCCCUUGGAGUAUGUCGAUCGUUGUCUUAUAUUACUAAUAAUGGUCAUUAAUCAAAAUGAUUUUUCAGAGGCAAAAAGGUAUUUGUCAUGGUCAGGGUCAUGUACAGUUACGUCCUCAACUUCAUGGUCCAAGCCACUGGCUGGGUGUAUUUCGUCGCCUGGAGCAUUUCCUUCUACCCACAGAUCUGGUUGAAUUUCUCACGGAAGAGCGUCGAAGGAUUAAAUUUUGAUUUUCUGGUUUUGAACAUAAUCGGCUUUACCUGUUACACUAUCUACAAUGUGUUGUUAUUCUUUGAUCCCGAAGUGCAAGAUUUAUAUAUCAUUGAGAACCCUCGAGGCGGGAUUCCAGUGUUGCCGAACGACGUUGUGUUCGCUAUCCACGCUUUGGUCGCAUGUCUGAUUACUGGAUUCCAAUGUUUCAUUUAUGAGGUAAGGUUCCGUUUAUAAGAUUAUGUUAACGAUGACAAAAGUGUUGGGCAAAGAUAGAGUUCUGAUCGCUGAGGCCAGCUGUAUUUAAAAUGAGCUGCGUCAUGACUCAGAGAAUACGAAGAAAACGGAACUUGCUUUUCCAAUCCGGUUUACCUGCACUUUGUUUAUUCGAGGGCCGAGCAAAGAACAAAAUAUUUAAUGAGUAGGACGUUACCCAUGUAGUUUAUGCAGAAAUGGAGGCUCGGAUUUAAACUCUACAGAAAAGAAACGGGUGGGAAUAAUUUUAAAUUACGGAACACCUGCCUCAUACCCAAGGUAACCAAAGGUGUAACUGAAAAAAAAAAACUUCUAGGACUUUGCACUCAUAUCUAAUACAUACCUUACCGUAUCUUCAGAGAGGAGGUCAAAGAAUCUCGCACAUCUGCUGGGGAUGGGGUUCACUGUUGGUGUUAACGGCCGUAGGGUGUCUGGUGGCCACCUUCUUCAAUGCCCUCAAUUGGCUUCAAUUCAUCACUGGAUUAUCUUACAUCAAGCUGGCUGUUACUUGCAGUAAAUACAUCCCCCAGGCGAUCCUCAACUUCCGUCGGAAGAGCACUGUAGGCUGGUCGAUUGGGAAUAUCUUGCUCGAUUUUACCGGAGGGUCAAUGGAUAUCAUGCAGAUGAUUCUGUCAGCAUUAAAUACUGGUAAGAAGGGUGGUUUAUUGUCUUACGUGGAAUGUUUGUCACGUUUAAUUUAAUAUUUUAGAAGACUGGAGUCCAUUUACUGGGAACGCGGUCAAGUUUGGCCUUGGCCUUGUGUCCAUGAUCUUCGACGUAUUGUUCAUAGUCCAACAUUACUGUUUAUAUAGACAUUCGGAAGUAAGUUACAAGACUAGGACAAUAGUUUACAUCUCUUCAUUUCAGGGCUUUGAUCUCAAGACGAGUAAGACAAGCAGUGAAAAGAGCACAGUAGAAGUUAUAGCUUAA